Molecule: messenger RNA, 1595 nt
Organism: Strongylocentrotus purpuratus (purple sea urchin)
Lineage: Eukaryota; Metazoa; Echinodermata; Echinoidea; Camarodonta; Strongylocentrotidae
Exons: 9
Coding region: 1-1290 (429 amino acids)
Source: RefSeq, a predicted model, not a curated record
AUGUCGUCUUUUCUUGAUAAUACUAUUCACUCUAUUCAACCUGUCCUGUCACAUCAUCAGAUUGAGAAGGUAACGCACCGGGAAGCAGAUCUGGGUUCUGCUGCAUCCUCUCAUUACGCGAGAGGUCUCUGCUUCAUGCCUCAUCUUCGAUCACUGUGUCUGUACAGUGUAGAGCUGAGUGAUGAGUUCUACUUAACGAUGGCCUCUGAGGCAUCAAAAUCAAAGAUCCAGACGCUGAGUGUUAAGGAUGUUUCCAUGAUGACUCCACGGAGACUACUCUCCAUUCUCUCGCUACCACGCCUCCAGUCACUCACCUUGAGGGAUAUCAGACAAGUUGACAUAGACGAUGGAGAGACACUGACUCGUCCAACCUCAGUAGAUGAGCUUACUGUGGAUGGUAGGCAUGUGAUCAGCCUGUGGAAUCUUGGACUUCAUGCAUCAUGUCCCCAAGUGAAAAAACUCAAACUGAACUACCAGGACAAGGAGAAUGUCUCAUCAGACAUCAUCACAAUGGCCUGCUCUCCAUUCUAUCAUCUGACUCACCUUCAAAUCAAGGGAGAUAAGUAUCGAUUAUCUACUACACUGAAUGAUCCUGUGUCAUUUUGUGAUGCGGUAAAAACAUCAUGUCCUCGACUCACCAAGCUGUCUGUUCUCUACAUUACACUGAAGAACGAGAAGGCAGCCGAGGUCAUCCAACUCAUGAAGACUCAUCCACACCUGACAAGCAUAGAUUUGAUUGGGUGUCAUACCAAGGCGGAUCUGGAUCCACUGGUUUCUGAGGUGAACAGUGAAGGCAAGGUGACUGUCACCGUGAUGCAUGGUUCGACAUACAGAGAAGGUAGCAGCAGUCAGAGCAUACCUUUGAAGAGGCAAGCUCCUCAUACUCAGUCAAUUCCACAGGAUGGACCUGAAAUUCCAGAGAAGCAAUCAAGCCAAGAAUCAAGAAGGCUGCACCUCGACACAACAGACGAUGGCAACCAAGUCCACUGGGUUUUUCUGACAGACGUUCCUGAAGAACUUCCCCUCCAAGAUGAUGAAGCAGUAAUAUCAUGUGGUAUCAGAUUCUCAACGUCUGGAGCUGAGCUCAGCAAACCUAUCAAGGUCACAUUGGACCAUAAUGCACAUUUCUCUAAUCCAAGACUUGCAGAAAUUGUCUUCUACACACGUACAAAAGAAAAUAGAAAAAGAAAUGACAGGGGUCAAGAUGAUCUUUCCGUCCCAGCCAAUGUUCGUAGAAUGGAAGCAUGGAGAUAUCGAUAUCAAGUUGUUCGAGGGCCCAAAGAAAAAUGAAAAGAAAAUUGAUGAGCAGACACUAGGUAGAAAGGAUAUCAACCUCGUUGGUAGGAAACAAUUCGCCUUUGAACUGAAGCCACUUGAGUCAGGGGCAAGCCCAGAAAUUCUCAAAUUCACCUUGAAUCAAAGAGAGUCUCUCUCUGACCCUACUUUGAUUCAAUUUAUCUUGCCAUAUGGUGGUACGUAUAUGCUCUGUGUAGUUCUUUGUGUAUCAAAAUUAUUAUCAUUAUUAUCAUCAUUAUUGUCAUUACCGGUAGUGCUUAUAAGUACCGGUAUGUAAAAUCAUUUUAGGUGAAAGUUAU